AUGGCGGUGAUGGCCUUCGGCCCCGUCGCCGCCCCUAGCGGCCCCGUCGCCGCCCUUCGCGGCCCCGUCGCCGCCCUUCGCGGCCGCGUCGCCGCCCCUAGCGGCCCCGUCGCCGCCCUUCGCGGCCCAGUCGCCGCCUCUAGCGGCCCCGUCACCGCCCUUCACGGCCCCUUCAGCUGCCAAGCAGCCGAGCUGCCGCGCCGCCCAGCAGCCGAGCCGCCCAGCAACCGAGCCACCCAGCAGCCGAGCCGCCCAUCAGCCGAGCCGCCCAGCAGCCGAGCCGCCCAGCAGCCGAGCCGCCCAGCAGGCGAGCCGCCCAGCAGCCGAGCCGCCGAGGCCGCCGUCGAGCCGCCACUACCGAGCCGCUGCCGCCGAGCCGCCGUCGAGCCGCUACUAUUCCUACCGGCGCGCACCGGCCCUACCCACCCGGACUGGGCAAACGGACUCUCCCUGUUCGAUCUCACCUCUGGUGCCUCUCCUGCCCCGCCUGCUGAUGCUGACAGCACUGUUCGCUCACAGUGGGCCACACGCGAUGCUGCUGCCCGUCUUGCUGUACGUCACCACUUACCGACCGCUGAGCGUGCGCACUUUAGUCAGUACAAGAGUGCUAAGACCUUGCACGACGCUGCAGUUGCACGCUACUCUUCCCCUGCCACUACUGCUCUUAGUCGCCUCAUACUGCCGUACGUGUUUCCUGACCUCGCCACCUUUCCCACUGUCGCUGACCUCGAUACGCACCUUCGCACUAGUGACACCCGCUACCGCGCUGCGCUUCCUGCUGAGUUCUGCACCAAGAACCCCCCCCCCCCAUGUACAUCACCCUCUACUACAUAG
Molecule: messenger RNA, 834 nt
Organism: Closterium sp. NIES-65
Lineage: Eukaryota; Viridiplantae; Streptophyta; Zygnematophyceae; Desmidiales; Closteriaceae
Source: the annotation of a GenBank genome assembly